Molecule: messenger RNA, 2052 nt
Organism: Musca domestica (house fly)
Lineage: Eukaryota; Metazoa; Arthropoda; Insecta; Diptera; Muscidae
Product: facilitated trehalose transporter Tret1
Exons: 5
Coding region: 216-1757 (513 amino acids)
Biological process (GO): transmembrane transport; carbohydrate transport
Cellular component (GO): membrane
Molecular function (GO): sugar transmembrane transporter activity
Source: RefSeq, a predicted model, not a curated record
GCUAAACGUUUCAGUUGUGAGCGAAGUUUUAACGGAAACGGAUCGGAUUGUCGUCUUUAUUACGGGAUUUAUCGAAGGAGAAUAUAAUCAGCAGUCAUACGGCGGCCGUUGGACAUAUCCGUUUUAAACCGACUAAAAUAAGCAGUGUUAAUAUAAGAAGAAGUGUUUUUUUAAUUAAUUUCUAAAUAAAAAAGAAAAAAUAACCCACAAUCACAAUGACGGAACACAGAGAAGAAAAUGGUGAAGAGUUUGAGGCUUUGCGCAAAAGUCGAGUACCCCGUGUGGUGAGUGGCAUGAAUCGACCCUACCAGCCAAAGCCAUUGGGAGAACAAACACGGGCCGUGAGACGUCAAGCUAUUAUGGUGAUAUUAGGUAAUUUGGGUGUACUAUCGACCGGUCUGGGUCUAGGCUUACCCACCAUUACAAAUGGGCCGAUGAAAGAUACCAGUGCCCCAGCAUAUUUAAAUGAUUCCGAAUUUUCAUGGUUUGCUUCUAUAAAUUUAUUUUUCGGUCCUGUGGGUGGCCUUCUAUCCGGCUUGCUAUUGGACAAAUUGGGUCGCAAACGUACCAUGUAUGUGCUGAAUGUUUUGGGUUUGAUUUCAUGGAUUCUAAUGGCCACGGCGAGUCACGACAAUCAAUAUGCCAUGUUUAUGCAGCUGAUGGUGGCCAGAUGUAUUCAAGGUAUUGGUAUGGGUCUAUCAAGUGCCCCCGUCGGAGUCUACUCGGCUGAGAUAAGUACGCCCAAAAUAAGAGGUCGUUUAAUUUUGGGUACCUCCAUUUCGGUGGCUGGUGGUAUAACUGUCAUUUACAUUUUGGGUUAUUUCAUACGCGACGAUUGGCGUUUGAUUUCCAUGAUCUGCUGUGCCUUCCAAUUGAUUGCCUUGUUGUGUGUCAUACCCAUGCCAGAAUCACCCAAUUGGUUGUUGACCAAAUCCCGUUUGGCUGAGGCCAGGAAAUCAUUGAACUACUUCCGUGGCUUGGAGAAGAAACCUGUCAUAACCCAUCCCGAGGUAUUGUCCGAAUUCAAUUUGCUGCAGAAGAACAUUCAAUUGGCCGAGGGUGAAAAGAAACCAUCAUUUUUGAAAUCUUUGAAACUUCCCGAAGUCUAUAAACCGAUUUUGAUCCUGAUGGGCAUGUUCACCUUCCAACAGAUCACGGGUAUUUUUGUUGUCAUUGUCUAUGCCGUACAAAUUGCCAUGGAAGCUGGUGUGACCAUUGAUCCCUUCAUGUGUGCCAUUAUGAUUGGUGUGGCCCGUGUGGUGACCACCUGUCCCAUGGCCUAUAUUCUCGAGAAAUGGGGUCGUCGUCGUUCGGGUCUGAUAUCCGCCUUGGGUAUGGGUGUCUGCAUGGCCGUAUUGGCUUGCCACAAACAUCUCACUUCUGUGCCAUAUUUACCGGUUGUGACCAUUGUUGCUUUUAUUGUCCUCAGCACUUUGGGUCUGUACACUCUGCCCUUCUUCAUGAUAUCUGAAGUGUUCCCCCAAAAGGUGAGGGGACCAGCCUCGGGUCUUACGGUGGCCUAUGGUACAUUUAUUUCAUUUGUUGUCACCAAAACCUAUCCCUCCAUGAAGGCCGCCAUUGGCAAUGAGUACUGUUUUGUGACCUAUGCCAUUCUCUCGUUUGUGGGAGCCGUUUUCAUUUAUUCCUUUCUGCCGGAAACUCGUGGCCGUACCCUCUUGGAAAUUGAGGAGGAAUUCCGUACUGGCAAAAAGAAACCCGCCGAACCUGUGGAAAUGGAGGAGAUCUAUGUGAAAUAGAGGAACCAAGUACUGUAACCGUUGAUCGGAGGAUAGCCUCAUGUACACGCCGCGUGCGAAUUUGGGGAUCAUUUUUAAAAGACAUACUCACGCUAAUUUAUGUAAUUAUAGUUUGUAUGUUUUUCUUACUUUUACUUAAUUAAUGUUAAGAAAACUGUGAUAAGACUGGUUUAGCUUCAGAUGUUAACAAAAUAAUUCAAAUGUUUUUAGACGAAUUUAUAACUUUUUUUUAAAUGAAUUGAUAUAACGAUGUUCAAAUGCAUGUGGAAAUAAAAUUAAAUAGAGAAUAAAUUAA